Molecule: messenger RNA, 369 nt
Organism: Vicia faba (fava bean)
Lineage: Eukaryota; Viridiplantae; Streptophyta; Magnoliopsida; Fabales; Fabaceae
Source: the annotation of a GenBank genome assembly
AUGGUGUCGAUCUACUCUGUCUCUCUUCUCUGUUUUGAUCCGGCCUUCUUCUCCGAUGGCAACUUGCAACACAAUGUCGUCGAUUUUUCAUACGUUAUCUUCAUCUAUCUCUGCGUCGUGACCUCUGAAGGUUUCAUAACCAUCAUCUUCUUUUUGUUUCAUCGAAGAACAUCUUCUAUUUCGAUUCGCCUCAAACUUACAGCGGAGAUCUUCCUCUCACAAAAUUAUUCUCCAAAGAUUUCCCAAACGAAAACCUUCCGUCGCGAUUUUACUGAACAAAUGGAGAAGAAUAAUCUAAAGAAACGUAGUACCUACCGAAAGAUAAGUCCUGAUGAUGAUGAAGUGCUUCAAAUAUUGAAGGUUUGUUGA